AUGGGUAUUUUUCUCCUGUGGUCCUUGUUCCUCCUUGGUCUUCUCACUGGACCAGGGGCUUCCAGAGCCCCCAUGGUGGUAACUGGGACCCUGGGGGGCUCUGUCACUCUGCCCCUGAAGCUGCAGGAUGGACAGCAGGUGGAGAGCAUCUCCUGGGUAUGUCGCUCGGUCCCUGGGGCAAUAGCCACGGUGACCUUGGUAGAAGCUGGAGGACCAUACACCUUUCACCAGGCAGAAUCACGGUACUGGGGUCGUUUGAGUGUGGUGGGCCCAGAACGCUCCCUGCAGAUCAGCCACCUGAGUUGGGCAGAUGCGGGGUCCUACCGAGUCCACGUUAAUCUUUGGAGCUCCCGCGCCACCCACACCAGGGAGUACAGCCUGCAUGUCUAUGAGCAGCUGGCCCAGCCCCGUGUCAGAGUGAGCACCAGGAUUAGUGGGAACGGACACUGUCUCAUCAUCCUGACGUGCAUGGCAGAAAGCAGAGGAGGCGCUGUGACCUACAGCUGGACACCUCUGGGACCCCAGACUGCUGUGUCCCAUGGAGGGUCUGUCCUCAGUGUCACCUUGAGGCCUCGGGACAGCACUCUGAACUUUACCUGCAUGGUCAAGAACCCAGUCAGUAACAGUAGCUCCCUUCCCAUCUUGGUGCCACCUUCAUGCACAGGGCCAGGAAUCCUGGGUGGCGAGGAAUCAGUAGGGGAGACAGUGAUCGGCACCCUUGGGAAGUCAGCCACUCUGCCCCUGGAGGUCCCAGUGGGGCAAGAGGUAGAAAAGGUUACCUGGAGCUCUCGAGGCCUUGUUGCUAUUUUGCAACCAGGACCAGCAGGGGAACCAAUCCUGGUUGCUGGGACUCAGGGACCCUACAAUCAGCGACUGAGCAUCCCCCGCCACAACUACUCUCUUCAGAUCAGCUCCCUGAGGCUGCAGGACUCCGGCCCCUAUCGAGCCUGGAUAACUCUGCAUAGUCCCCCAAUUAACAUCACCAAGGAUUUCAUCCUGCAUGUCUAUGAGAGACUGCAGGAGCCCAAAAUCACAGUCAGCUCUCAGAUCAUGAAGGAUGGGACCUGCUUCAUCACCCUCAUCUGUUCGCUGGACCAGCCUGGAGAGGAUGUUCAGUACAGCUGGGACCCCCGAGGCCAGGGGGCAAUUGUGUCACAUGGGGGCACCACUCUCAGUGUCUCCUGGCGAUUUGGGGUCAGCGACAGCUAUCACUGUACAGUGAAGAACCCCAUCAGCCAGAGCUCCAGCUCCAUCCCCGUCAGGCCCCUCUGCUCAGGUUCCUUCCUACCCUGCUGCCUGAGGAAAGAGUUUCUUCUCUUUUUGAUCCUGGGAGCUUUGCAGAUUAAAUAG
Messenger RNA from Rangifer tarandus platyrhynchus (Svalbard reindeer), 1350 nucleotides. The record is from the annotation of a GenBank genome assembly. Lineage: Eukaryota; Metazoa; Chordata; Mammalia; Artiodactyla; Cervidae.